Molecule: messenger RNA, 621 nt
Organism: Thyridium curvatum
Lineage: Eukaryota; Fungi; Ascomycota; Sordariomycetes; Thyridiales; Thyridiaceae
Exons: 4
Coding region: 1-621 (206 amino acids)
Biological process (GO): chaperone-mediated protein complex assembly; protein folding
Cellular component (GO): cytosol; nucleus
Molecular function (GO): Hsp90 protein binding; protein-folding chaperone binding
Source: RefSeq, a predicted model, not a curated record
AUGGCCUCCAGCGACAUGGUUACUCCCGAAGUUCUCUGGGCUCAGAGAUCCUCGAGCUCCGAUGCCGAGAAGAACUUCAUCUACAUGACCAUCUCGGUCCCUGAUGUCCCUCGCGAGAACCUGAAGCUCGACCUGAAGCCCAACGGUCUGACCUUCACCGGCCGAUCCGACACCCUCAAGCGCACCUACCAUCUCGAGCUCGAGUUCUUCGCCGAGAUUGACCCCGCGGAGAGCAAGAUCAACCACUCUGCCCGUGAUGUCGAGUUGAAGCUGCGCAAGAAGGAGCUCAAGGAGGAGUACUGGCCGCGCCUUCUCAAGGACUCCAAGAAGGUCCACUUCCUCAAGACCGACUUCGACAAGUGGGUCGAUGAGGACGAGCAGGACGAGGCUGCCGAGGAUGACUUCUCCCAGUUCGGUGGCAUGGGCGGCAUGCCUGGAAUGGGCGGUAUGGGCGGCGGUGACUUCGGCGGCAUCGACUUCUCCAAGCUCGGCGGCGGCGGCAUGCCCAGCGCUGAGGAUGACGAUGAGGACGAUGAGGAUGACGAUGACAUGCCUCCUCUGGAGGGCGAGGAGGAGGAUGCUGCUGCUGCUGCUGCUGCCAAGCCUGCGGCCAAGGCCUAA